UGAAUGAGCGGCGCCCUCAGGCCCCGCCCCCCGCGGGGGGGGAGCGCAGAAUGGACCGGCCCGGCCGAGCGCGCCUGACCCCGGUGGGGCGCGAGGCGAGCGGCUGCCGCCCCUUCAACCCUCCACAUCGCCUCCCGUUCUCUCCGCAGCCUCCGAGACGCUCCCGGCGCGGCCUGGCCACCGCCCGCACUCACCAUGGUCUCCAGCUUGUGAUGGCUAAGUAUAAGAAACACCGACGAAAACGGUUAGCCAGAGCAAAAUUUCUGCUGGAAAAAAAGCGAGAGGCUGCAAACCCCCAGGGCUCAGGCUGUUCUCCACGGUCCGCAGGUGAUCCUCCUCCAAACACGUUGCCUGUCCCAAGCCAUCUGUCCUCACUCUGGUCAUUCGCUUUGCCCAGUGUGAAAAAUGUGGUGAAACCCUUCACAACAACGGCAUCGUUUUUGUAUUGUUGGUGCCAGAACACGGUUGCACAGAGUUUUAAGGUGGUUAAAGACACCAUAUUUCCUUCACAAAUCUACUUAAGGGAGCUGAAUACGUUCAAGGAGCAACUGGAAAAGUUGGAAACAGAGCUUUCCAGACUACAGGAAACACUCCAGAUGCAUGGAGUGGCAGCCUUGCCUUCAGAAAAUUCUCUUUGCUCAAGGUGUAAUAAACCAGUUCUGGGUGCUGCUGUACAACUGCAGGCGGGCGCCCCGUCCCCAGCGUCCAGGCCUUCUGCGAUACAGCUGCUGCCUGUGUCCGUUCCACCUCCACCUCCUCCUCCUCCUCCUCCACCACUGCCUCCACCAAAACUGCCUCCAGCACCUCUUCUCCUCAAACGGGGCAACGGCUCUCGAGCACCUCUGGCACCGUCACUGAAAACAGAGGGGCCGAUGCAGAUCACUCUCAAAGACCUCCUGAACGUUAAACUGAAGAGGACAAACAGCAACGUGAAGAUAGACAAGGCAGAAUCACCAGUGAAGACACGCAGAGCGUUAAUUACAGUCUCGGAUUUACAGAGUAUUAGUCUGAGACCUAAAUCCAAGCCAUCAACUCACAUUACAAACUCCUUAAUUACCCCUCCUAAAAAUGAGUUAGAUCUUCGAAGACAUCUGAAGAAGGUCAAUAUACAAAGAAGUCCUGGGGGCACUCCACUAAAUAAUAAAGAAAAUACUGAAUGUGGGUCUGGGUUGACACCAUUAAUGACAAAGGCACUACGGCGCAAAUUUCAGAUGGCUCAUCCGCAGAGUCCCUCGCCUGCCCGGUUAAGUGCCGCAAACAGCUUUGACGAUCAAAAGUAGGUUUCUGGAACAAUGCAUUUGUCAUGUGUCGUCAGGAAGCCGCUGCAAUCCCAUAUUUAUCUCACUCAGGCAUAUGUAUUUAUACAUAAAUCAAGUGCAUGCAAGAGCGGGGCAUUAUGAACCUCUCUUAGCAGAUUUCUGCUUUUUAAAGGCAGCAUAUUUUUAAUGCGUCUCUCUCUGGUUGCAUCUUCUUUUUUAACAGAAAAAAAAAUGAAAUUUCCUAUGUCUUUUGAUACCUGUCUGCUGCUCACGCAGGGACUAUUGCGUCCCCAGCACUGCUGCUUCUUGUAAUACAAAUAUCUGUGUUUGCUGAAAUUCAGUAUUGGUU
This is a messenger RNA of Cuculus canorus (common cuckoo), 1608 nucleotides long. It is a transcript of the gene PRR11, whose product is annotated as proline rich 11. Bases 51 to 1280 code for a protein of 409 amino acids. The record is from RefSeq and is a predicted model, not a curated record. The transcript is spliced from 10 exons. Lineage: Eukaryota; Metazoa; Chordata; Aves; Cuculiformes; Cuculidae. Gene Ontology annotation, cellular component: cytoplasm; nucleus.